This is a messenger RNA of Fomitopsis serialis, 741 nucleotides long. RefSeq names its product Mre11 DNA-binding presumed domain-containing protein. Gene Ontology annotation, molecular function: manganese ion binding; endonuclease activity. The transcript is spliced from 6 exons. Lineage: Eukaryota; Fungi; Basidiomycota; Agaricomycetes; Polyporales; Fomitopsidaceae. Gene Ontology annotation, biological process: mitotic intra-S DNA damage checkpoint signaling; mitotic G2 DNA damage checkpoint signaling; double-strand break repair via homologous recombination. The coding region runs from base 1 to 741 and encodes 246 amino acids. The record is from RefSeq and is a predicted model, not a curated record. Gene Ontology annotation, cellular component: Mre11 complex; nucleus.
AUGCGCCGCGUCGCGUCACGACUGCCAGUGGCUGCAGCAAGUCUCACUGGCACAUCCAAGGGCCAGUACCAGAGGUCUCCCGUGGGCAGAGUAGACAAUUCUUUCAACCUGCGCGCGCUCCGGAUAUUCUUGUCAUCACAGCCCGUCUCGUCUGUUGCCACCUCGCUCGCGGACGGGGAGUCGAUAGAGAAGUACGUUGAAGAUUCAGGACAAGGAGUUCGAGCUCACGCCUAUGCCACUGCGGACCGAGAUAUCGACCUCGCGGACCGCAUAGCGAUCACCAAAUACCUCAAACGACGAGCCAACUCGCUAUGGGACGAGCGCGCCGUCGCCGAAGGGGAGGAAGAACUCCCUCGGAUGCUCCCUAUCGUCCGACUCAAGGUCGAUACCACAGGUGUUUCCAAGCUCUCGAACCCCGUACGCUUCGGACAGGAGUUCCAGGGCCAACUCGCGAACCCGCGGGACGUGCUCGUCUUCCACCGUGCUAAGGUGGCUGCGCGGCGUCGCGGUCCGAAGGUCACUGCGGACCAGCACGAGCUCAGCAUCGACGAUCCCGACCUGAGCAUCUCGGAGAAGCUCUCGAAGGUGCGCGCGCAAACGCUCGCGCGGGAGUACCUGGCGGCGCAGGAGCUCCAGCUGCUCGGCGAGGUGGGGAUGCCGGAUUCGAUCGAGACGUUCAUGGACAAGGACGAUAUACACGCUAUUCAGACAAGAACCGGGCCCCUGCUGCCAUUCAAGUGA